AUGGUCGAUCACGGGCUCCCUACGACAGCAACCCUCAAUUUCGUGGCGCGCGGUAAAAUCCUAGAUAGUACGGUAUGCUGGACCCAGACCAACACUCAACUCCACAGCCGCACUCCGGCUCGGCGANNNNCGUUGACAGUCACUAUGAAUAUGAUGACAUCCCCGAGAAUGGUAGAUGAGAGCGACAAUGAAGAAGUCUCAGUAGAUGAUCUUGUCGUGUCAAUGACAUGUACACCAACAUCUGAGCGCGAUAUGUAUGCCGAAGAUGUGAAGGGCAAGGCUAGUGGGAGUGUUUUGGACACGAGAGAAGAGUUGAUCAAAGAGGAAGGCUCUUCUGCUGGUGGUUCAACAGGCUUCCUAUCGCCUGGUUCGGCUGGCACAGCAACUAUUGCCGUCAUAAAGGCAACUCUGGGAGCUGCGGCUCUUUCGUGUACUUAUGCGAUGGUCAAUGGUGGUUUUAUCUUCGGCAUCCUUCUACUAAUCAUGAUGGCUGUGUUGAUGGUGUUUUCAUUAGAAAUGAUUGUUACUGCAAUCGAAGUUACUGGUAGAACUUCCUAUGCAGCACUCGUGCCUUAUUUAUUCAGUAACGCGAUUGGUUAUUGGUUCCAAGCCCCUAUUAUGAUCUUUUGCAUUGGGGGAGGGAGUAGUUAUCUCAUCACAGUAACAGAUAUCUUAUCUUCCCUCUUCGCUGCUGUAGUGGGACCGGACGAUACCUGUUUUGGUGUUAAUCCUGUAUCCCAUCUCUCUAGUGAGAAGGAUGAGCUCGUUAAGAUACUUAACUCUGGUGUCCAUUUUCGGUAUUUUCUAUUUGGGUUUCAUUUUGCCAACGGCAGUGUAAACUUCUACGCUCCUACCGGUUGGGUCUCCUGUCUAGGAGCUGCUAACACUUUCAUCUUCGCCUUCUGUAAUCAGUGUAACAUUCCUGAUAUUUAUAUGGAGAUGAGCGAUAGAAGUCCAAGAAAGUUUCGUAUUGUUGCGGCUUGGGCAUCUUCUGUUUGCCUCCUCGUUUAUCUACNNNNACUCUCGGCCGGUAGUAGUAUUAGCAUUGUUAUUUCCACUUGA
Molecule: messenger RNA, 1062 nt
Organism: Perkinsus marinus ATCC 50983
Lineage: Eukaryota; Perkinsozoa; Perkinsida; Perkinsidae
Product: amino acid transporter, putative
Exons: 6
Coding region: 1-1062 (353 amino acids)
Biological process (GO): amino acid transmembrane transport
Molecular function (GO): amino acid transmembrane transporter activity
Source: RefSeq, a predicted model, not a curated record